AUCACAGCAGAAAGGUAGCUGUUAAGAUAGAAUUGUGCAUAUCUGUAUGGUCCCAGAGGACAGCUCCCUUCAUAACCAAAUUAGACAUUUAUUUACCACUUAAGGUGCCAGUAACACAUGUUUGGGUCAGAUUCCUUGGAUCAUUAUCUCAAUUCUUCAAGGGGUUGCGAGCUUCUAAAAGGAAUAGGAUUGCUAUAGUAGAAAUCCCUUCCAUAUCACAGGAUGAUGAACUCAAUUUUCUAUAUGAGACAAAUUUUCAGAUGUGGAUAUUUUCAUGCAUUUUUUAAAAAAUUGUGUUUGUAAGGGUAUGCAGGAGGCACAUGAUAAUUUUUUUUUAAAGAAAUAAGUAUUAGCUAUCUCAAAAAAAAAACAAAAGGUAAUGGGUCUAAACAAAAUCACUUAUGGCUCAGAUAAAUAAGAACACAACUGUGUUAGCAUUCUGAAUAUGACCUCAGAUAAUACAAUAGAAAAAAAUAAAACUGAAAGUGAUCACCAUGGAAAUUUGUUAUGGUUGCAGGCAGUAUAGAUUAUAAAAUAAUUUGCAUGCUUAACAUAUAUGCACCAAAUAACAUAUCUAUGAAAAAAGUAUUGAAAGUGCAGAUAUUGAAAGGAAAAGGGAAAAAUUGAGAAGAGAUAGUUUAUCACAUACUGUAGGGAGAGCAAGCCCAUUCUGAGAUUGUGGAUUCUAGUCUCAGCUACUAUGAUUUGGGUCAAGUCACUUAGCCAUUCUGAGCUGAUAACCUGAGUUCUACACCCAUGAGAAUGAAGGCACUUUUUGUGAUGUUACAGGUUUAUUGGGACAUUCCAGUAUAACUGUGCAUGAAGCUCCAUAGAUAUUGUUAUAGUUGUGAUUUAAACUAAUAGGAUUUAAAAUGAUUGGUUCUACCCAUUUAGGAUUUUCCUCUUUGUGUAUGAAGAGAGAAAAGAUGUGAAUUUUUCUUCUUUUCAUGGAUGGAUAAGGAUAUAAACACACACACACACACACACACAUACCUACACACACAUAUGUCCCUGCAUCACAUCUAUAUUUAUUUUCUUGUUUGUUUUAUUUUUAUUCUUUCUUUUUUUUCUUUUUUUUUUUUGAAGGAGAGCUCAAACUAGGAAUGAAGGAAACUUCAGCAGAAUUAAGCCAUUCUGUGGUCCAAAUUCACCAGCAAAGACUCAUGGGUAAGGGUCCCUGUGACUUUAGUUGGAGAGAAAACAGUGCAUCACAUGAGAAAAUCCAGAUUAGAGAGAGACAUUAUGAAGAUAACCAAGGUGGAAAAAAAUUUAUUAAAAAGGAAAACCUUAUUGUACGUCAAAGGAUCCACACUGUAGGGAAACCUUAUGAAUGUAACCAAUGUGGGAAGAUUUUUAGAGAAAAGACAUUACAUAUUGGACAUCACAGAAUCCACAGUGGAAGGAUAUCUUAUGAAUGUAAUGAGUGUGGCAAGACUUUUAGACAUAAGAACAGUCUUAUUGACCAUCAGAGAACCCACAGUGGAGAAAAACCUUAUGAAUGUAACCAAUGUGGAACGGCUUUUAGAAGCAAAGGAAAUCUUAAUGGACAUCAGAGAAUCCACACUGGGAAAAAACCUUAUGAAUGUAAGCAGUGUGGAAAGGCUUUUAGAAGGAAGGGAAAUCUUACUGACCAUCAGAGAACCCACAAUGGAGAAAAACCUUAUGAAUGUAACCAAUGUGGAAAGACUUUUAGAGAAAAGAGAGCUCUUAUUAGACAUCAGAGAACCCACACUGGGGAGAAACCUUAUGAAUGUAACCAAUGUAGAAAGGCUUUUAGAGAAAAGAGAGCUCUUAUUAGACAUCGGAAAACCCACAAUGGGGAGAAACCUUAUUCAUGUGACCAAUGUGGGAAGACUUUUAGAGAAAAAAGAGUGCUUAUUGGACAUCAGAGAAUCCAUACUGGAGUGAAACCUUAUGAUUGUAAACAGUGUGGAAAGGCUUUUAGAAGCAAAGGAAAUCUUACUGGACAUCAGAGAAUCCACACUGGAGAGAAAUCUUAUGAAUGUGACCAAUGUGGAAAGGCUUUUAAAACCAAGGAAGGUCUUAGUGGCCAUCAGAGAAUCCACACUGGAGAGAAACCUUAUGAAUGUAACCAAUGUGGAAAGGCUUUCAGAAGCAAGGGAAGUCUUACUGGCCAUCACAGAACCCACACUGGGGAGAAACCUUUUGAAUGUAACCAAUGUGGAAAGGCUUUUAGACAAAAGUUAGGUCUUAUUGGACAUCAGAGAAUCCACACUGGAGAGAAACCUUAUAAAUGUAACCAGUGUGGAAAGACUUUUACACGACAGGGAGUUCUUAGCAGACAUCAGAGAAUCCACACUGGAGAGAAACCUUAUGACUGUAAGCAGUGUGGAAAGGCUUUUAGACAUAAAGAAAGUCUUACUUUUCAUCAGAGAAUCCAUACUGGAGAGAAACCUUAUGAAUGUAACCAGUGUGGAAAAGCUUUUAGAGAAAAGAAAGGUCUUACUGCACAUCAGAGAACCCACACUGGAGAGAAACCAUGUGAAGGUAACCAAUGUGGAAAGACUCAGACAGAAGCAAAGUCUUUGUACACCAGAGAAUCCACACUGCAGAAAAAUCUUAUGAAUGUCAGCAAUGUGGGAAGUGUUUUUUAAAAAAGGGAAGUUUUUGAGUGGAUGCCCAACAGUUGGAGAAUUGCUGAAUAAGUUACGGUAUAUAAACAUUAUAGAAUAUUCAAUAAGAAAUGGUCAUCAGCAGGAUGAUUUCAGACAGGCCUGGAAAGAUUUACAUGAACUGAUGCUAAAUGAUAUUGGAGGACUUCCGGUUAAGAUGGCGGAGAGGAGGCUCACAGUUGCAUAAGCUCCGCGCUUUCUCUCACUAUCCACUUCAUUACAAGCCUCUGAAUCAAUGCUUGACUGAAAAAAACCCACAAAUAGUUACCAAGAGAAGCCAUCCUUGAGAUCCGCCAAGAAAGGUCUGUCUUUACUGGAGGGCUGGGGCGGUUUUAGAUCGGGCGCAGGCUGAGGGCAGCGGCAGUGAGAGCACAGGAGCAGAGCUGAGAGGGGGUGGGGAGUGAUCGUAGCCGUCUCUGCGGGGAGAGCUUCGCUACAGGUUUGGAACCUGCAGCAAGUCAACAGCCCAGCAGAGAAGCUAAAAACACCGGGGCUGAAGAACACAACCCCAAACAGCUGGAGUCUCUCAGGACCUGGC
This is a messenger RNA of Antechinus flavipes (yellow-footed antechinus), 3171 nucleotides long. RefSeq names its product zinc finger protein OZF-like. Gene Ontology annotation, biological process: central nervous system development; regulation of transcription by RNA polymerase II. The record is from RefSeq and is a predicted model, not a curated record. NCBI's taxonomy places the organism in Eukaryota, Metazoa, Chordata, Mammalia, Dasyuromorphia, Dasyuridae. Gene Ontology annotation, molecular function: RNA polymerase II cis-regulatory region sequence-specific DNA binding; DNA-binding transcription factor activity, RNA polymerase II-specific. The transcript has a single exon. Gene Ontology annotation, cellular component: nucleus. The coding region runs from base 1104 to 2615 and encodes 503 amino acids.